Molecule: messenger RNA, 1014 nt
Organism: Schistosoma curassoni
Lineage: Eukaryota; Metazoa; Platyhelminthes; Trematoda; Strigeidida; Schistosomatidae
Source: the annotation of a GenBank genome assembly
AUGAUUAUUGCUCGGUACUUUUCAGCGUCACCCAAGGACAACAGUCUGCGCGGAAAGUGGUUACUGCUUGUGAGUGGAUUUCAGUUCAAGGAAUUAGAUAUUUUGAUCGACUUUGAAUUGUCACCUCCUAUGAAUCAUACAAGGGCUUUACACUUUGUUUUCAAAGUGGCCAAUCGUAAUGAAACAAUUGAUUUUUACAAACGGAUUCUUGGAAUGAAGGUGUUACGACAUGAAGAAUUUACUGAAGGUUGUAAAGCUUCAUGUAACGGACCAUAUGAUGGGAAGUGGAGCAAAACCAUGAUAGGUUAUGGACCUGAGGAUAAUCAUUUUGUUGUUGAAUUGACUUAUAAUUAUGGGAUUGGUGCUUAUCAACUUGGUAAUGAUUUCCAGUAUAUUCUUAUUCAUAAUAAGGAUGCAUAUUCAAGAAUUAUCGGUGGAUCAUGGCCUAUCACAUUGAAAGAGUCGAAUUCAGUAAAAGUGGAAGCUCCUGGUGGAUAUGUAUUUUGGGUGCAUAACAGUGAUAGUAACGGGGAUCCAGUUCAAAUGGUGGCUUUAUCUACUUCAAAUCUCAAACGAUCCAUUGAUUACUGGUCUCAUAAACUUAGUAUGACACUUGUGUCAUCUAGCUCAGAUGAAGCGGUGUUUUGUUAUUCACCAAAUCAGUGUAGUUUAAAACUAAUUUCCAUUCAAAAGCCCAUUGAUCAUGCCAGCGCAUUUGGUCGUAUAGCUUUUGCAUGCCCAACUAGUCAAUUACCAAUCUUACAACAAACAAUGGAUUCACAAAAUGAAACGAUUCUUACUCGUCUAGUCAGCUUGGAUACGCCAGGAAAAGCUACUGUACAAGUGAUUAUUUUAGCUGAUCCAGACGGUCAUGAAAUCUGUUUUGUUGGAGAUGAAGCUUUUAGACAGUUGUCACAAGUGGAUUCACAAGCGGAUAAUCUACUACAAUCAGCUAUAGCCUCAGAUAAAAGUGAUGAAUGGUUCAAUAAACAUGGAGGCAAGACAACGAAAUAA